CUUUUUAACCUAUCUUUCUCCAACCAUGAAUCGAUUGGACAAUUAUUCAUUAAAUUUACGACAUGGCCCUUCCAUCAAAGCCAUGCUCAAUGACGGUCAGAUCAACCAUUACCACUCUUCAGACGAGCAAUUAGAUCACCAUCAUUAUCAUAAUACAACACCCCCAACGCUAAUGCCAUCACCACCUGAAUUACUCCAUGAUAGUGGAGAAGACGAAUCAGAUGACGAUAUGAUCCAGGAUCAUGUUAGCCCGUUACCUUAUCUUGUUUCCAAUUUCCAACGUCAUCAAAGCAGCAGUUCGCCAGUAUCAGUAUUAAGGCAGCGAGAGUCCUCCAUUAGAUCAGACUCUAAACCUUCAGUGUCAUUUGAUGAUACCACCAAGGCUGCCCAAGAAUUCGGCGCACAUCACCAGAGACAUUUCACCACCGCGCGGCAGAACCGUUUGUCCGCUCACCGAAGCAAAUUUUCAUCUUCACCAGAAGAAGACUCUCAGAUCAAUCGUAGAAAAUCGAUACCUCAUCGAUCGCCUGCCGCGAUCCAAGAUGCUUUACAGGCCACUGCUUUGGAUCAAAGUAUUGUGUUCCAACUCAAUGUAUCGGGCGAUUUAUUUGAUCAUCAAGAAUGGAUCGACAAAGAUAACAUUGGAUGCAAGCCAGAAGUGAUUUGUGGUGAAUCGCUCUUGACCGCACUGCAAUCAAGAGUGACUUCAGCGAGACAUGAGCGAUCUAGUAUGAAACCUAAGCAAACUUCACCUAGACGUCAUAUCGUAGCUCAUAAGAUCAAUAUUCCCCGUUCCCCUAAAUCGCUUAAGCGAAGAAAGAGUCCUGAAGCCGUCAGCCCUUCCGAAUUGGCCAACGCUUUCACAGACAUGACGGUGUAUACACCUCAUAGUGAUGAAAAACACCACCAUCGACGAGCACAUGCCAUUGAUUAUAGAGCUCAAUUGGAUAAUGAUGAUGAAGACGAGGAUGAAACCCUCAAGUCUCCCAUUAGCUCGGAGGAGGUCGCCGACAAAUCUGCAUCUCCUUCCACCACCUCCCAUCGCAGCAAGUCAAAGGGUCCAUGCCAAGCUUGCCAAGAAGUUUCCGAUGGAUGCAUGCGUAAAGGGUUCAACUGGCCCUUCGAAGCCAGCCUCAUCUACUAUGACAAGGGCAAGCCUUUCGUCUACCUGUGCAAUAAAUGCGGACUCCGCUAUAACAAGAGUAACGGUUGCGUAUGUAGGAAUUGCCGAUGGGUGUUCUGUAAAGAAGAAAAACGCAAGGCUCUCCAGCAUAUCGAAAAGAUGCGUGCAUCUCGGCCUGAUGGUCAGAUCGAUAUGGAUGAAUUCAUCGAAGGCUUCGUCUGCAGUCCAAAGUACUGGACGUGCGGGCAGAAAUGGCGUGUCAGCUGGGUCCUGAAUGCCAAUGCCAAUGAAUAAGCGAUACCAACGACUGACUAAUUAUCCACCAGCGUUUUUUCCUUUCUUACCUCUUGUACAUAGACUUUUUUUUUUUUUUU
This is a messenger RNA of Umbelopsis ramanniana AG, 1497 nucleotides long. RefSeq lists its product as uncharacterized. NCBI's taxonomy places the organism in Eukaryota, Fungi, Mucoromycota, Umbelopsidomycetes, Umbelopsidales, Umbelopsidaceae. The transcript is spliced from 2 exons. The record is from RefSeq and is a predicted model, not a curated record. The coding region runs from base 26 to 1417 and encodes 463 amino acids.